AUUUUAAUCAGGCAAUAAACUGAACAGCUAUAGUAAAGUGUGAGAGGACAGGAGGGGAGACGCUUAGCAGAAGAGGUGAAAGUGGAGAAGUAGUACAGCUGACAGCACGCUGCUUAUGUCUGGGUUAAUGUUUAGCCUGAGGCCGAGCAGCUCAUGGCCCUGCAGCCGUCUGUUAAGGCUGAGCAGUCUGCUGCUGACCAGGAGCAACUCGUCUAAAAUGUCGUCAGACUCCCACUGGCUCUCCUCUGCAGACCGGGAUCAAGUGGUGAUGGAGCUCAGGGCCACAGGCUGGGUGGAGGUGGACGGCCGCGAUGCCAUCUUCAAAGAGCUUCAUUUUAAAACCUUUAAUCAGGCGUUUGGCUUCAUGUCCCGGGUAGCUCUGCAGGCAGAAAAGAUGAACCAUCACCCAGAAUGGUUCAAUGUUUAUAAUAAGGUCCAGAUUACAUUGACUACACAUGACUGUGGAGGACUGUCAAAACGGGACAUCAAACUGGCCAAGUUUAUCGACAAAAUUGCUCUUUCAAUUUAAUGUUUUUGUCUAUACCCAGAAUGUUUCCCUUGUAUUUCUGCCUUCAGUCACAAGAUAAUUUAUAUUUUGUUUGGCGCAUAUUUUGUACAAACAUUCUGUAAGAAUAAAACUUUGAUUUU
This is a messenger RNA of Larimichthys crocea (large yellow croaker), 648 nucleotides long. Its product is annotated as pterin-4-alpha-carbinolamine dehydratase 2. Gene Ontology annotation, biological process: tetrahydrobiopterin biosynthetic process. The record is from RefSeq and is a predicted model, not a curated record. The coding region runs from base 116 to 529 and encodes 137 amino acids. The transcript is spliced from 4 exons. Gene Ontology annotation, molecular function: 4-alpha-hydroxytetrahydrobiopterin dehydratase activity. Lineage: Eukaryota; Metazoa; Chordata; Actinopteri; Sciaenidae.